UAAUAACAUUAGCUUAUUAGGUUGUAUUUUUUGCAUAUUUUAUACCUUGCAAGGAAGAAAGUAAUAAAAAACUGAGACAAAUUGAUGUUGCAUUAACGGGGCCGCGAACGCCAACUGCUACACAUUUGGCGUAGAAAUUACGUAGUUAUAGAGAUUUCUACGCACUACACAUCAGGAAACUAAAAUUACGCUUUGUCGCAAUCGUACGAAUGACGAAUUGUUUCCAACCCUUUUUUGACCGAACAUAUUCGAUUUUGGGGUUUAUCCUGCAGCUCCGAUUUUUGAUCGAUUUCUUCCGAUUCCCGGAAAUUUAAUUCAGGAAUUUCCAAUCCGUUUGCAUCCAUUUCAUUGUCUAAAUUAUUCUCUAAAAUCAUGUUUUUUCUUAAACUAGACAAUGCAUACAUACUAUCGUAUUUUAUUAUUUCGUUUCCGAUCAAUUUAUUAAAAAAAAAUUGCAUUGUGCUCAGAAAUUUCAAACCCAUCAUCUAAAUUUGUCCUGCUCCCUGGCUGAUUAUUCCCCCUCCUCCAAACUUUUUUUUUAUUUUAACAGAUAUUAAAAUCUUUAAAACCUUUUCAAUGAAAAGAAAAAUCUGCCAUUAUUAACUGGUUUGAAGUGACAUUUUGUAAUUGUCAAAAAAAAAAAAUUCUUAAAAAUUUUUUUUAAUUUAAAUUUUUGAUUUUUUUUUCAAAGUUAAGCAGCUGUGUGAAAUACAUAUUUUCCUAUUUACAGUGUCAAGAGAAGUUUAAACUUACUCUUUGUCGUGGAGAUGUCUAAGAAAAUCUCAAAAAAGAAGCUUAGUGAAAAAGAAAUGGAUGAAAAACGUAAAAAAUGUCGUGAACGUGUUAGAAAACACAGAGCAAAAAUGACAGAAGAAAAGAAAGCUGAGAAAAAAGCAAAGGAUCGAGAAUACAAACAAAAAAUGAAAGAGGCUGGAGUUAUCAAAAAUAUAAAUGAAUUAUCAAAUAGACAGAAGCGGAUGAAGCGGAGACAGUGGAAAAAAGACUCUCGCAACUACAGAAGAAAACAAAUUAUGAAGAAAGAAGAAAUAGUAAAAGAAUCAACAACACUUGGAAGAAAAGGAUCCCCAAGGGUACCAGCUGGGAGAAAAGUGGCCAAACGUACUUAUAUGAAAAUGAGAAGAGAUAUUCAAUCAAUGAAAACUAAAAUAAACAAAAAAGAUAAAAAGAUUGAAACUUUAAGGAAACAAGUUUAUCGCCUCCAAAACAAAAAAAAUGUGGACCUUUCCCCUCGUAAACAAGUGAAGAAGAUUGUAGGUAGAAAGAAAGUUUCACCUGCUAUUAGGAAAAAUUUACUUCUAAGUUAUGCUCUUAUGUCAGGCCUGUCAGAUAAAAAGAAAAAAACCUGUCAAAAUGAGAAGGAGAGACGAAUGUUCAAUCAUAUAAUUUCCCUUAAAAUUAUUAAGAAAUAUAGAAUGAUUGGCCAUCUGAAAAAUAUUAUAUCUUACCAAGAGUUCAGAAAAGGUUUAAAAAUGAAAAACGUCUACUUCAAACGAUCCAACAGAAAUCAAAAAGAACGACUUAAACUGCAACAAUCAGUGCACAAGUUUUUGGAGGAGGAUAUAAAUAGUUGCAUGGCACCUGGUGCAAAAGACUGCAUUACAAGAAACAAAGUAAAACACCAAAAGAGAUACCUAAGAAACACAAUGCAGAAUUUGCAUAAAAUGUUUCUGGAAAGAAAUAAUACAAAGAUUAGCUAUUCAACUUUUUGCAGAUUAAAACCCUUUUGGAUACUCAAACCAAAGGUAACCAGUCGGGAUACUUGUUUAUGCACAAAGCAUGCAAAUUUUGAAUUUCUUUCGAUGAAACUAAAUUACCACCAACUUAUAAAAGAAAGACAAGCGGAAGAAUUAUGCACCAAAGUUUGCUGCGAUGAAAAAAACAAGGACUGUAUGGAGAGAAACUGUAGUAGGUGUAAAAACAAGACUCUCCCGGUAACCUUAAUCGGAACUUCAUUAAAGGAAGAAGAUGAGACAUUUUAUUACCAGUGGGUUAAAAAAAGAGAGAAGAUAAAAGAUAAGAAUGGGAAGGACAAAGUAAUUACAAUUACAAUUAAAGAUAAAAUUGUCUGCACAGUUGGAGAGUUAAUCAGUAAAGCAAAUAUUCAAAUUGAACCUUUUUUGAAGCACGUGUUUAUCAUGAGACAUCAGUUUAAUGCUGUCAAAAAAAUAAAAGGUUCUCUCAAUGCAAAUGAAGUAAUCGUUUUAAUUGACUUUUCUCAAAAUUAUGCUUGUAAAUUUGGAUCGGAGAUUCAGACCAUGCACUUUGGUUCUAAUAAGCCUCAGGUUACAUUACACACAGGUGUUUUGUAUCACAAUGAUGUACAACACUGUCAUUAUGAUCCAUCCAAGCUUGAGCAGGUUAUAUCUUUCUGUUCAGUUUCACCCUCCCUCCGUCAUGAUCCAAGUGCAAUUUGGGCCCACCUCCAACCUGUAUUAAAGUUAAUAAAGGAAUAUCUGCCUAGUGUGGAUACUAUACACUUUCAAAGUGAUGGACCAACUCCACAAUACAGAAACAAAUGCAACUUUUUUCUUCUAACUUAUUUUGCCUCAGCAUUUGCUUUUAAGGAGGUCACAUGGAAUUUCUCGGCAGCUGGGCAUGGGAAGGGUGCAGCAGAUGGUGUUGGUGGAUCAAUUAAAAAUAUUGCUGAUCAUGUUGUAGCUUGUGGAUCUGAUAUACCAAACUCCAGUGAACUGCUUAAGGUCUUGAGAGAAAAAGAAUUGAAAGUUAAGAUCUUCGAAAUUACAGAGGAAGAUAUUAAAAAAAUAGAUAGCUUUGUCAACAUUUUAUUGGAACCAAUUCCAAACACAAUGAAAUUACAUCAAGUUACUUGGAGUCACACGAAACCUAAAGACUUAUCCCUAAGAUUACUCAGUUGCUUCAGCUGCAUGGGAGAUGAAAUUUGUAAGCAUUUUGCACCAAGUCCUGCCACAUUUACAUUUCCUGAAGAAAAUGUUCUUCACCAAAAAAUUGAAAAGAAAUCUACAAAUAUAGCUGUAGGUGAUUGGCUAGCUGUUAUUUAUGACAAUUUGUGGUAUCCUGGUUCAGUAGAAGAAAUUCAAGAAGAUGGUUUUGUGCUGUCAUUUAUGCAUUGUUCUGGAGAUAAAUUUUAUUGGCCAUCACCCGAGGAAAAAUUUACAGUUCCUGAAAAUGAAAUUAUGUGUAUAAUAUCUGAUGCACCACAACCGAUCUCUAGACGCCAUUUCAUUAUUCAAAAUAAAAAAAAAUAUGAUGACAUAUUGAUUAACAUUUUAAAUUCAUAAUGUAAAAGUCAUUGAUCAUGAAAUAAAGUAAAUGUGUUUA
Messenger RNA from Parasteatoda tepidariorum (common house spider), 3321 nucleotides. The record is from RefSeq and is a predicted model, not a curated record. NCBI's taxonomy places the organism in Eukaryota, Metazoa, Arthropoda, Arachnida, Araneae, Theridiidae.